AUGAUCGUAGUGUGCGAUAAACCAUUGUCGAACCGAUAUCACAGGAUAACGUUCCGGCCAUUCCCAUCACAACCGGGUGGCCUGGAAUUCAAGCCCGGACACGACUACUACUUUAUAACACUACCGACAAUACCAUCCCAACCACCCGUGUUGUGUAAAUCGCAUCACAUGAAAGUCAUGUUCAAAAUAUUUGAUAAUAGAAAACCAUUGUUGGUUACACCUACCACCACCACCACCUUCACCACAACUAUUGCCACUCCUAUCACUACCACUACCUCUACCACCAUCACUACCAGCACCUCUACUACCACAGCUACUACUUCCACCACCACCUCCACUACCACUCCCGCCACCACCAGUUCCCGUAUUAAUUUAAUUUGGUAUGACGAAACCGCAGCCUACCCUUCCCGUACACCGGAUAGUUACAAAAAGAUUGACUUGAAUUUAUGCGACAAUUGGAUUACCUAUAAAAAGGAGAAGUGCUAUAAAGUCGUAUCAAAAAGGGUGACAAAAACUCAGGCUCUUCAGGAAUGUCUAACACUGGACCCCAAGGCCUCACUGAUCACCAUUAGCUCCAAAGAGGAACAGGAGUUUAUUACAAACUUUAUCGCUAACUAUAGUAGCAUUACGGACAAAGUAUGGACAGGUAUGAAUAAUAGCAAUGUCCAUAGUUAUAGCAACUGGGUCGAUGACACACCCUAUGAGUACUCAACGCGAAUUUACGAUAGCUACCAGGGUAAUCGUAUGGUAUCCAUUGGGUUCUGUGUGCAAAUGUCAGUCAAUGUUAACUUUAUGGGCAAAUGGUAUUCAGAGCCGUGUGGGCGCCGGGCUUUAGUUGUCUGUCAGAAGCGCCAGGAGUGGACUAUGAAUAUAGUGAGCACUGCCCUCGAAAAUCUGACCCAGAUCGUAAACGCCCAACAAAAUAUUAUCAAUUUACUAUUACGUGAACGCAAUACCAAUGUUAACUCUAUGGCAGCAAACAGACUCAAUGAUAAGUCUACGGGAAAACAGAAUAAUCCUAAUAAUACUGUGAACACCGAGCAAAAUGACUACUUCUACCAGGGAGAUCUGGGAGCUACCACUUUUGCCAUACCUAUUGGAUUUAUAUACACGCAACUUCCCAACCAGUCGGAGCCCCGACACCUCUGGCCACUGACUACAUGGGCUGAUGUAACCAAAGAAUAUUCUGGAUUAUUCUUUAGGGCAGAGGGUGGAGAUUCUGGAGUUUUUGGACAAAUUCAACCAGCUAACUAUUCAACUCGUAAAGUUUUUGCUACCGGUGCCGAGACUGGGACGGAUGGGGCACUGAAUGGCAUUCCUAAGGAACAGUUAUAUGAUGUACGGGAGGGUCAGUGGAAUGGUAUGCAAGCGUUGAAUAAGAUAUUGAUUUAUACGACAAAAGGCGAGAAUAGACCCAUAAAUACGGCCAUAAAGUUGUGGAAACGUAUCGCUUGA
Oppiella nova is the source of this 1455-nucleotide messenger RNA. The record is from the annotation of a GenBank genome assembly. NCBI's taxonomy places the organism in Eukaryota, Metazoa, Arthropoda, Arachnida, Sarcoptiformes, Oppiidae.